Messenger RNA from Impatiens glandulifera, 1016 nucleotides. Its product is annotated as Golgi apparatus membrane protein-like protein ECHIDNA. Gene Ontology annotation, cellular component: Golgi membrane. The transcript is spliced from 6 exons. The record is from RefSeq and is a predicted model, not a curated record. The coding region runs from base 33 to 743 and encodes 236 amino acids. Gene Ontology annotation, biological process: vesicle-mediated transport; protein secretion. NCBI's taxonomy places the organism in Eukaryota, Viridiplantae, Streptophyta, Magnoliopsida, Ericales, Balsaminaceae.
AUUUUACAUGAACAUAAAAGUUGGAGGGUUGAAUGGAAGCAGAAACCAAAUCCGAUCGAGGAAUUAACCGUGAAACAGGUCCAACUUCUUGUUUUUGGUACCAAUUUGUUGAAAGAGAAAGAGGGCGAGACAGAGAGCUGAAGCGAAAGGUUUCGGAUUUGAUCUCUGUGCAAAGUCUUGCUACUUUUGGGAUGGAUCUAGGCCCGCCACCAGGGGAAAAUUAUGCAAACCCUAACAUAUGUUUCUUUCACGUGGUCUUCAAGGCUGCAGCAUUGGCAUUCUAUAUCCUAUCAACUCUCUUCGUGAAUAGCUUUGUCAUAAUUUUUGUUAUCACGGUUCUUCUUACUGCUCUUGACUUUUGGGUGGUUAAGAAUGUGAGUGGCCGUAUCUUGGUUGGUUUGAGAUGGUGGAAUGAGAUAAAUGACGAUGGUGAGAGUGUUUGGAAAUUUGAAUGUCUUGACCAAGAGUCAUUGGCUCGGAUGAACAAGAAAGAUUCAUGGCUCUUUUGGUGGACACUUUACCUUUCAGCUGUUGCAUGGUUAGUUUUGGGAAUCUUCUCGCUGAUAAAGUUUCAAGCCGAUUACCUAUUAGUAGUUGCAGUUUGCUUGACCCUGAAUGCUGCUAACAUUGUUGGAUUUACUAAGUGUCGCAAAGAUGCUAAGAAACAGCUUCAAGAUUUUGCGACCCAGACUAUUGCAUCUCGAUUCUCAUCCACAAUACAGACAGCAUUUAGCGUAGUAUGAGACAGAGCAGUGACAAUGAAUGUAGUUGGGGGAUCGAAAGGAUAUAUAUAAAAAGUUGGUAAAACUGUAAUACUUGAUCGUCGAGCUUUCAUAGUUAUUUGAUUUGUGUUUAAACUCAUCAUCUUGCCAUGGAAUACUAUAAUAGGAGAUUGUUGUAAUGUAUGUCUCAUGGAUUUUGUAAUUCAAGACUACGAGAAAGCUCACAAACUUUUGUAAAUUUUACCAUUCAAGGUUUUGCUUUUUGCUUAAAUGGAUAUUGUUUUUCUCUUAGAA